CGCCCGUCCAGACUUCAAACCGGAAUUACGCCUCACAACUAACCUCCUCCGCCGCUCGGUGAGAGCCGGAAUUUGAAAGAGCAAAGAGCUGAGACCUCGCGUCUUGUCCCACCCCUCUUUACGCAAGCCCGCCAUGAAGUCCCUCGAGGAGCUGCUGUCGCGAUGGCGCCAGACGCAGGCUCAUGGCGCCCAUCUCGCCGACUUGCGGCGUGCCGUCAAGUACAACGGACCCUCGAGCCCCUGUCUCUCGGGCAGUCGCUCCUUGUGCUGGAAAAUGUUCCUGCUAUCGAGUCCUGCCACCGGCAUGAGCUGGUCUCAAGCCUUGGACGAGGGACGACGGCUAUACGCGGAGAAGCAUGAUCACUUUCUCAAGUUCAUCCAGCACCCCGAAACCCUCACUGAGCUCACCAUCGACCCUCUGGCGGAUGACCCCGACUCGCCUUGGAACACUGUUCGUCAGGAUGAGAUUAUCCGCGCCGAAAUCAAGCAGGAUGUUCAACGGCUCCCCGAUGAGGCAUCCUACCACGAGCCUCGCACUCAAGCCAUGAUCCUGGACAUCCUCUUCAUGUACUGCAAGCUAAACCCGGAGAGAGGUGGCUAUCGACAGGGCAUGCACGAACUCCUGGCUCCCAUGGUUUAUGCCAUCCAGGAAGACGCCCUUGACGUUACCACCGUCGCGUCAGAUGUCGCUCUGGAUGAUGUCUUCUUGAAGACUUUUGAUGCGACCUUCAUUGAACAUGAUGCCUUUAUCCUGUUCGCCCGGCUGAUGGAGCAUGCGCAAUCUUUCUACGAGAUCAAGGAAUCCACUACCGGCUCGGCUCCAGGUUCCCAUAUGUCAGAGCAGAGCUCAGCCAUCGUGGAGAGAAGCAAGUUCAUUCACGAGGUGUGCCUGCAUAAAGUGGAUCCGGAGUUGGCGGCUCAUCUCACCAACAUCGAAAUCCUACCACAAAUCUUCCUUAUUCGAUGGGUCCGGUUGCUUUUCAGCAGAGAGUAUCCUUUCGAGCAGUUUCUGGUUCUUUGGGAUACAAUCUUCGCUGUAGACCCGUCCUUGGAACUGAUAGAUCUCAUCUGUGUAGCCAUGUUGAUUCGAAUCCGAUGGGAGUUACUAGAAGCAGACUACUCAGUUUGUUUGCAAUUAUUGCUAAAAUAUCCACCCCCAGCCCGGCCACAUGGCCCUCAUACGUUCGUCGAUGAUGCUCUCUACCUCAAGAACCACCUCUCCCCUUCUGGUGGAGCGUCCCUGAUCAUGAAGUAUACUGGCAAGAUGCCAACUGUAUCAUCACCCAACAAUGCCUCACGGUCUGCAGCACCGAACUUCCGAGGCUUCAACUCGCUCCGUAAUCGAGGAUUCGGCGCAAAAUCGCCUCUGUCAUCACCGUCAAGAUUCAUGCAGCAGCAAGGCGGCAUGGAAGCACUGUUCCAAGGAGCCGCCAAGGGAGCUAAAGGGGUACUGGAAAGAGGAGAGAAGCUGGGUAUUAACCAAGCGGUAAGGGACGCCAUGGGAGAGAUCAAACGCAACAUAAACGAAGCCCGACAGACAGCCCUGUCUCCCCGACAGGUCUUCGACGAGGAAGGCGCCGCACGAGGUCUCAUGGCAUUAGAGAGGCGCAAUCGACAAUUGGCAGCCAUGCUCGAUGAGACAGUCAACAACCUCAAGGCGCUAUCUGGAUCUAACCUCGAUGAUAAGGCUAAAAGUCUUGAGCUUAUUGAGAUCGCGGCCGCCAAGGUCCAGUUCGUCAAGAUCUACUUGGAGGACUCGUCGAUGGAGGUACCACUACUGGACCCCCCACCGCUUGAGGAGGAAGAUCAAAUAUCUGCCGCAAGAGCCAAUGACAUUCACGAUGGGUUAGGUAUCAAGACCCAGCCCGACCCAAUGCCGCCAGUCCCGGUGGAUAUUGGCAUUGCCGCACUCACAAUAACCGAGGAUGCUCACAUACCCAAGAAGGACGAGGCCUUGUCUCCCGUAAACCACGACAUCAUGGACAUAUCCAGCGAUAAUGUGCCCCCUGACCCGCUGGCAGCAGGCCCAGUGACCGACUCUCGACCUACUGGCCCCGUACCUACACGUUCUACCCUGGCCCAAUCGUCCUUCUCUUGGAUGCUCGAGCCGGACGAGCCUGGGUCGUCGCAACCAUCCUUCGCAGCCAAGAAGUCGCAGCCUGUUCAGCAUAAAAAGCGGAUUUCCAACAGCACAAAUCGUGAGAGGAAUGCCUUCUUAUUUGGCGAAGUGACGUCAAAUGCAGAGAGUCGAAACCCAUUGAGUUCGGAUGAGAUAUUUGGGCUGGAACCAAUCCGCAAGUCGAAGGACCCGCAACUGUGAUUAUUUACGGAUCGAGAUAUACCACAAUGUCUACUCCAAUGCAUUAGAAAACUGCUCGGAAAUGUAUCAUGAUGGCUACUAUAUGUCAGAAUUGUGGAAGCGGUGGAGUUGAGGAGCCUACAUACUGAUAGCGAGCCUGCAUGGUGGGUUAUACCCUGACCUACUUGACGUUGUUGAAUUCUUGAAUAUGAUUAAAUAUAGACCAAGUUCUUUUUCGAA
Ilyonectria robusta is the source of this 2539-nucleotide messenger RNA. RefSeq names its product rab-GTPase-TBC domain-containing protein. NCBI's taxonomy places the organism in Eukaryota, Fungi, Ascomycota, Sordariomycetes, Hypocreales, Nectriaceae. The record is from RefSeq and is a predicted model, not a curated record. The coding region runs from base 134 to 2320 and encodes 728 amino acids. Gene Ontology annotation, molecular function: GTPase activator activity. Gene Ontology annotation, biological process: activation of GTPase activity. The transcript has 6 exons.